Molecule: messenger RNA, 1262 nt
Organism: Vigna unguiculata (cowpea)
Lineage: Eukaryota; Viridiplantae; Streptophyta; Magnoliopsida; Fabales; Fabaceae
Product: GRF1-interacting factor 1-like
Source: RefSeq, a predicted model, not a curated record
CUCUGCUCAGGGAACCUUUUCUUUUGUGUCUCUGAGCCUGUGGGUCUUACUGUGCCACUUUUAGUACUACUCCUUGCUUACUCUGUUUCUCAUCAUGCCCUCUUCUCUUUAUUCUUUGUCACUUUCUGCUAACAUCUCUGUGAGCCUAUCUUAACGUAAUCCCCGUCUUUGUCACUUCACCUUCACCACUUUGCUUCAUUCCCUCUCUUCUUAUCAUUUAUUAAGCUUCACUCCACUCAUUCUUGGGCCCCUUCACUAUGCCUUUCCUUUUAAUUACUCUUUUUUCACUGUUCUUUAGUGUUUACACUGUUCUGGUGGCACCCCACUUUGAUACUUGCUGUGUUGUUUGCUCCGUUCAUGGGUUAAAGUAGUGUUGAACAAUAGCUGCUAGAUUCUCUCAUGUGUUGUUGUUGUCCUUGCAGUUUUUUAGAUGUAUCUGGAUGAGAACAAGUCCCUGAUUCUGAAGAUUGUUGAAAGCCAGAAUUCUGGCAAGCUGAGCGAGUGUGCCGAGAACCAAUCCAGGCUGCAGAGAAAUCUGAUGUACCUUGCUGCAAUAGCUGAUUCCCAGCCCCAACCACCUCCUAUGCCUGGUCAGUAUCCUCCCAGUGGAAUGAUGCAGCAGGGAGCACACUACAUGCAGGCUCAACAAGCUCAGCAGAUGUCACAACAACAGCUAAUGGCUUCACGCUCCUCCCUCUUAUACGCACAACAACCCUUCUCAGCCCUUCAACAGCAGCAGCAGGGCUUGCAUAGCCAACUUGGCAUGAGCUCCAGUGGAAGUCAAGGCUUUCACAUGAUGCAAAGUGAAGCCACAACUGUAGGGGGCAAUGCAGCCAUAGGUUCUGGAGGGUUCCCUGAUUUUGUACGCAUUGGUGGCAGUGGCAAGCAAGAUAUUGGAAGCUCUGGUGAAGGCAGAGGAGGAAGCUCUAGUGGCCACUCUGGUGAUGGUGGUGAGACCCUUUAUCUGAAAUCUGCAGCUGAUGGAAACUAAACUAGUCUGGGAGAAUACUGAAGUUUCCUUUGGCCUUUAGUGGUUUAUUUAGUUAGGAGAAUUAGGCAGUGGAUGUUUAAGUAGAGGAAGAAGAAAGGGAAAAACUUGCUGCACUUGUUGCUUAGAUAUGUUGUUUGUUUAUCUUGUGCUAAAGACAAACAAUCUAAUCACUGUCUUAAUGUUUCUGCAGUAUUACUAGUAGUAACAUGAUGCAUGCUUUAUUUUCUGGUGUAAAGCUUUAGUCAUAAAUGUCAAGGUCACAGAUUCACCA